This is a messenger RNA of Lycium barbarum (goji berry), 874 nucleotides long. RefSeq names its product NAC domain-containing protein 104-like. Gene Ontology annotation, molecular function: DNA binding. The transcript is spliced from 3 exons. NCBI's taxonomy places the organism in Eukaryota, Viridiplantae, Streptophyta, Magnoliopsida, Solanales, Solanaceae. The record is from RefSeq and is a predicted model, not a curated record. Gene Ontology annotation, biological process: regulation of DNA-templated transcription; system development. The coding region runs from base 43 to 645 and encodes 200 amino acids.
UCUUGUCUUCUUCCACCAUCACAUUAAAGCUCCACAGGAUCGAUGGAGGAUAAUAAUAAUGUGAACCUACCUCCUGGUUUUAGGUUCAGCCCAUCAGAUGAAGAGCUCAUUGUUCAUUUUCUACAUCGCAAGUCAUCUCUCUUACCUUGCCAUCCUGAUGUCAUUCCUGAUCUUCAUCUUCAUCCCUAUGAUCCUUGGGAUUUGGAUGGAAAAGCAAUGGCAGGAGGAAACAAAUGGUAUUUCUAUAGCAGGAGAACACAUGAGACUAGAAUCACAAGCAAUGGAUACUGGCAAUCUUUGGGAGUUGAUGAAACAAUCUGGUCAAGUUCCAACCACAAUGUGGGCAUGAAGAAACACUAUGCAUUUUACAUGGGUGAGCCACCACAAGGCCAUAAAACCAAUUGGCUGAUGCAAGAAUACAUGCAGAUCUCUGAUUCUUCACCUUCAGCAAGUAGCAGUCGAUCAUCAUCCUCUAGAAGAAGAAGUCAAACAAAAAUUGACUAUAAUAAAUGGGUAAUUUGUCGAGUAUAUGAAAGCAACAGUAACAGUGACGACAAUGAUGGCGCGGAGCUUUCCUGCUUGGAUGAAGUGUUCCUUUCACUUGAUGAUCUUGAUGAUGAUGAGAUUAGUUUGCCACAUAAUUAGCUUAAUAACAAUCAAUUAAUUAAUUAGAUCGACAAAUGAUAGAUCUAAUUAAACUGAGAGUACUUAGCUUUCUUCCCCUCUUUCUUUCUUUCUUUAAUUUCCAUUAAUUGUAGAAUUUUAGCAAGUUUAUUUGCUAAUUUCCAUAGUGAAUUAAAAUGAUGUAACAAAUUAAGAUCAAUGCAACGUCACCAUAUUUGUGACAUUUUCUCUAAUGGAUGGUAAUUCUUAU